AUGGCACUCAACAGCCGCGAUACCUCUCCAAGCCCCGUCUCCUUCGACGCGUACGACAUGUGCGAGCUCGAAACCCAUCCCGGACAUCGACUCGACCACCGCCCUACCACCACCACCACCUUCGCGCACAGCGCCUGCCUCCACCCAAUCUCCCGCAGGGACAUGCAGGCUCGAGGACUUGACGCCGCCGCGUCCCUGCUCAUCGUCUCCCUCUCCGGCCGCGGCAAGGACGCGAAGCAGGUCGGCGAUCAAGUCCUAGGACUGCUGCACCCGCGGUGGUGCCAGCGCUGUGUCGGCGAGCGGGAGGCGUCGCUGGUGGCAGCCGCGCGAUCCAAGCUCGGAGAGAUUGCCCGCUGCUCGGGUCAGCCUGGCGGCGAGAAGGCGAAGAAGGGCGCGUACUUCCUCCGAUUGAACCAGGCUCGCGUCGAGGUCGUGAAGGGGCCGCUGAGGAAGAGCGAGAGGGCCGAGGCCAAGGCUGGCGUGCUGGAGAUACAGAUGGACGACGGGAUGGGCGUGGGAGACGACGCGGGGGAGAUGGAGGAUAUGAUGGCGGGCAUGGAGGAGGCGGAAAUCGCGUGGGAUGAGCUGGCCGACCGGACCGAGUGGCACGGUUCGGUUGAGGAAUGCGGCAUGCAUGGCUACAGGGAUGGACGGGGACUUCAGACUCGGUGGGUACAUUUUCUGCUGUUUUCCUCGCUCCCUGUUGCUGUUGGCCAAACUUGUUUGAAAAAAAAAGAAGAAGAAGAAGCAGACUCCCUCCUAAGACUCCCUUCAAGAGCGCCUACCGAUUGA
Drepanopeziza brunnea f. sp. 'multigermtubi' MB_m1 is the source of this 792-nucleotide messenger RNA. RefSeq lists its product as uncharacterized. The record is from RefSeq and is a predicted model, not a curated record. NCBI's taxonomy places the organism in Eukaryota, Fungi, Ascomycota, Leotiomycetes, Helotiales, Drepanopezizaceae.